GGAAGUAGAAGAAUAAAGUUAAACAACAUGGCGGCUCCCACUGUGCUGUCAUGCCGAGCAGAGAUGAGACAAACUUGACUGUUUUCUUAACUACAAUUUGUCCAGGUGAGUCGUGGGUCAGUUUUAACUCGUGAAGACGCUGUGAGAAGAAGAAUAGUUCAUGUUGGCGACAGUUUGUGUCAGCAUGACUGCAGUCUGGAGGGGGAAGGUCAGGACUCUGCUCCCUCUGACCAGGAGACUGACCACCGACCAGGGGGGGACUCAACCUCCUCCAGCCGGGCCCCUAUCUUCUACCCCGGAUAGUCAACCACCGCAGCGGAGAACCAGGAAAGACCCCAGCGGCUGCUCCGUGUUCCUGUUCCCCGGCCAGGGCAGCCAGUAUGUGGGCAUGGGCAGGGGGCUGCUGAAGUACCCCAACGUCAAGGAGAUGUUCUCGGUGGCGGAGAAGAUCCUCGGCUACGACCUGCUGGCUCUGUGCCUGCAGGGGCCCGAGGAGGAGCUGCAGAAGACGGUGCACUGCCAGCCGGCCGUGUUCGUCACGUCUCUGGCUGCGGUGGAGAGGCUCCACCAGGAAAACCCCAGGGCCGUUGAGACAUGUGUUGCUGCUGCAGGUUUCAGUGUUGGAGAAUUUGCUGCGCUUGUCUUUUCUGGUGCCAUGGACUUUGCAGAAGCUCUGUAUGCGGUGAAGGUUCGUGCGGAGGCCAUGCAGAAAGCAUCAGAGCUAGUUCCCAGUGGGAUGCUGUCAGUGAUGGGUAAACCUCAGGCUCAGUACAAAUAUGCCUGUCUGCAGGCUAAAGAGCACUGCGGCAGUCUGGGGGUGGAGGAGCCGGUGUGCUCUGUGGCCAACUACCUGUUCCCUGACGGCAGGGUCAUCGCAGGACACCAGCAGGCUCUGGAUUUCCUCCAGCAGAACUCAAGACGUCUACAGUUCAUCAGGACCAAACCUCUUCCAGUCAGCGGAGCUUUCCACACCGAGCUGAUGGCGUUGGCUACUGAACCCCUCAGAGAGGUGCUGAGGCAGGUGGAGGUGCGACGUCCUGAGAUCAACAUCUACUCCAACGUGGAUGGAAAACGUUACAUGAAUGAGAAUCACGUACGACGGCAGCUGGUCAAGCAGCUGGUGUCGCCGGUGAAAUGGGAGCAAACUCUGCACGAGAUCUACGAGAGGACGCAGGGGCAGAACUUCCCUGACACCUACGAGGUCGGACCUGGAAAGCAGCUGGGCGCUACGCUACAGAAAUGCAACCGCAAAGCCUUCAAAACAUACGCUAAUGUGGUCGUCAGCAGCGCGUAUGACGACUGAUAAUGCAGAGACAUGGACUCAGCGAUUAAAACAAGCUCUCGUCAAAACUGCAAUGUCCUGACCUUGCUUCUUAAUGCUCUUGUCUAUGUGUCAAUCUGUAAUUAAAUUCAUGUUUUUUUCAAUUAAUAA
Molecule: messenger RNA, 1432 nt
Organism: Acanthochromis polyacanthus (spiny chromis)
Lineage: Eukaryota; Metazoa; Chordata; Actinopteri; Pomacentridae
Gene: mcat
Product: malonyl CoA:ACP acyltransferase (mitochondrial)
Exons: 5
Coding region: 161-1303 (380 amino acids)
Molecular function (GO): transferase activity
Source: RefSeq, a predicted model, not a curated record